This is a messenger RNA of Cordyceps militaris CM01, 396 nucleotides long. RefSeq names its product COPI-coated vesicle protein, putative. The record is from RefSeq and is a predicted model, not a curated record. NCBI's taxonomy places the organism in Eukaryota, Fungi, Ascomycota, Sordariomycetes, Hypocreales, Cordycipitaceae. The transcript has 5 exons. Gene Ontology annotation, biological process: vesicle-mediated transport. Gene Ontology annotation, cellular component: Golgi membrane. Bases 1 to 396 code for a protein of 131 amino acids.
AUGGAGCUCUCCGACAUCUUUCGCAUUGUCAACUUGGCUGUUGGUGCCAUUACCGUUCUCGGCGGUAUCUUUGGUUUCUUCAGUGGUGGACUGCGCGCGAUUGUCCUCAGCAUCUACAUGAUCAUUUUCGGUCUUUCCGUUGGCCUCCUCGAGUUCCAGAUCCCUCCGCAGGUGUCCCGUUACGCCAACUUUCUCUUCUCCUUUGUCGGCCGUGGUGUCUUCUACGUCUUCCUCGGCUGCCUCCUUCUCGGUGAAAAGAUUAUUAGCAAUAUCGCGGGUGGUGUUGUGGGUGUUAUCGGCAUCGCCUACAUUGCUCUCGAGUUUGUCCCAUCCAUCGAACCCCCUGCCAACAUGCGCGAGGCCGAUGCUGCUGGCUGGGGCGCCGAGCAGGUCUAA